ACGUGUUAAAAUGCUGAAUGCAUUAAAUUUAACACCUCAAGGUCGUUGGAACGAAAGAGCGGAAAGGUCCAAAGACAUAUUAUAUUACUUCUGUGCAAAGUCUAAUUUAAAACAGUAAAUAUUAAGUAUGACUGAGUCGACUGUUGGCUCAACCGGUAGUCUCUGUGAAACACCGAUUCAAUGGCCAAUGACGAAGGCCUCCUAUGAAUUUGGGAAGUCUAUUGGUCAGGGUGCUACUUCCACUGUGUUUGAAGCUCUUUGUCCCUCGAAUGGAAAGAAAUGUGCUAUCAAAAUAAUAAAUCUUGAAAAAUGCAGCACGUCCGCAUCGUUAGAAGAAAUAAACAGAGAAAUAAAAUCCAUGAAGAACAUGAAAAACGAGAAUAUAGUAGCAUACUAUGCCUCUUUCGUUGCCCAGACAGAACUGUGCAUAAUCAUGGAUCUAUGUCAAAGAGGAUCAUUGUUGGAUGUUAUCAAGUAUACACAAAAUAAACGAGAUAUUACUUACGGUGUAUUUGAUGAAAAUACAAUUGCUACCAUUCUUCGUGAUGUUCUACGUGGAUUGGCGUAUAUUCAUGAAAAUGGUUUAGUUCAUCGCGAUCUAAAAUGUGGUAAUUUAUUGGUCAAAGAUGAUGGAAUCAUUCAAAUAGCAGAUUUUGGAGUUGCUGGAUUUUUAGCUACUCAACCGCUUACUGCGACUGGUAGUGUUGAUCUAAGACGGUAUACAUUUGUUGGUACACCUUGUUGGAUGGCUCCGGAAGUUAUGCAACAAGCUCGUGGUUACAAUCAAAAAGCAGAUAUAUGGUCAUUAGGUAUUACAACUAUUGAAAUGGCAACUGGUCAAGCUCCUUAUGCAAAAUUUGCACCAAUGAAGGUAUUAAUGCUUACAUUACAAAAUGAUUCACCGGAUAUUGACAGUGUUGCAACAGUUAACAAUCAAUAUUUAAAUUAUGGACACAAAUUUCGUAAAUUCACUAAAGCUUGCCUUAUGAAAGAUCCAGGUCAACGUUUAUCCGCUCGUGAAUUACUUAGCCAUACUUAUAUCAAAUCAAAAGCGAAGGAUCGAGAAUUACUUUGUCGAGUUUUGCUUGGUGGUGAAAUGCCACCUCCUAUUUCUCGUGUCAAUAAACACCCAGAUGAUCGAUCAGAAAAGCGUGAUCCUAAGAAUAACAGUACAGAAUGGAAUUUCGAUACAGUGGGACGUGUAUCUAAUAGUGGUGUUGACAGUGAUGAUGAUAGUGAUGAGAAUGACUAUAAGGUUACUUCAUAUACUGAUCGUUCUGGCAGUAUACCACAACCUUGUAAUUCAUCUAGUGGAUUUGAUUUUCCAUCAGAGUUAUUAACUCAAACAAAUGCAACUGCUGUAAUCGGUUCAUCUGCGUCUAAUCAAGUAAAUAACGCACUUGCAACGGGAGCAGCGAUGGCUGUGCCAACAGCACUACCAGUUGUUGAUGAAACUGUUGGUGGUAUUAGUCCACGAAGUAAUAUACCACAUUUAGAUAGAACAGACAAUUAUAAUAUUGCGGUGUCUGGGUCAUCAUCAUCGUCAUUUCCACCUGCUCCAGCGUGUACACCUGCCUCUCCGGAGACAUCUAAUUCGAUUAGUGCUAUGGCAGCGGCGUUCUCGAGCACUUUGACAACUGAGGAUCCUGAUAAUCAACAACAACAGCCUCAAACAAAUGAUCCUUCAUGCGGAAGUGGUUUAUGCUAUCGAAUAACAUUACGUAAACGUAAUCCAAAGCAGAAUAAUGAACUACAAGAUAUCAGUUUUAAUUAUGUCCCAGGAGAAGAUUCAGCUGAUGUUUUAGCACGUGAACUAGUCCAAGCCGAUUUACUGGAUGGUUGUGAUUCAUUAUUGGUUGCACAUCAUAUGAGUGAAUUAGUCAGUAAUCCAAGUGAACGUGAACGUAUUUUACCAUUAAAUUCACAACCAGCUGCUGGUCAAGUUCCAAUUGAAUCUGAAUUACAUGGUUAUGCAAAAGUACUUAUUCGAGUAAUUAGUACACCGACAACAACAUGAAAAUCACUAUUAUUACAUCAUUAUAAUAAUGAUUACUAAACAAUCGGCAUUUUACAAGUUUAUUCAUAGAAAUGAUCUGUCUAUUUAUCUAUUCUUUUUCUAUAUGAUGAAUAGCUCCCAUACUACUACUACUACUACUAAUAGUACAAAAAACUGUUCUGUUACUCGCUAUAUUAUUUUGUGUGUGUGUGUGUGUGUGCGUUUUACACUACACACUAAUAAAAAGAUUUCAGAGAAAUAAAAAUCCAUAUUUUUUCUUUUUAUUACAGUCCUUCUCAUUCUUUUGUUUCCACUUAACUUCCUAAGCAUCGCUAUCUAACCUUCUUUCUUACUAUUCAUAGUAAUAAUAAUCAUUAUUAUUAUUAUUAUUAUUCAAUCACUGAUAUUCUUUCAGUCUGAUUGUUAAUUAUAUAAGUAAAUAUGCUUAAUGAAAAUUAGAUACGAUUAUGUAUGCAUAUUGACAAAUAACUAACUAACUGACUGCAUUAAAUUCUAUGGUGUAUAUUAUAUAAAAUGUUUGUGUUUGUUGUAUAUGCUUGUCUUAACAAGUGUGUGCUUUUCUCUUCUUCUUCUUCUUUGUCUUCCUUCUUAUAAACAAAUAAUGAUAUGUAUGUUCAGUAAUAGAAAUACAUAGUAUUUUGGGAGGGGGGGAAGAGGGGGAUAUCAAUUGUAUACUACACAGUAUGAGAUAUUAUUUUUUAUAUCUUUAAUUUAGUUUGUGUUUAUUUGAUUACUAUUGUUACCCUAAUUCUCCUCUUUAAAACUAACUACAUUAUGAAUCUACUUUUAAAAUGUUGAUAUACAGUUCAUGUUCUCUGUCAAUUUUCCAUAAAUUUAAUAGACAAUCAAUCAUAAUCAGAUAUUCUCUUUUCUCUUCAUCUCUUAUAUAUAUAUCACAAUGAAACUUCCGAAAGUUGCAUGUUAGGAAGAAGAAAAAAAACAAUUCUUGUGUUAUGUUGCAACAUUUGGAAUCGAAAUAAGUUGAUGACAGUGGUGUGUAUAUGUGUGCAUGUCAGCCAUAAUUCUUUGUUUGUUUGUUUGUUUUCUUUUUCAACAUACAACAUAGUUAAACUGUUCGACAUUUUUUCACCUGCUUCUUCUGUCUUAUUUCUUUCUGACAGCUUUUAUUUUGCAUAAUGACUUUCAGCAACAACAAAAAAAACUGUAUUAUCCCUUUUAAUAAAAUUUUGUUGACUCAAA
Messenger RNA from Schistosoma margrebowiei, 3217 nucleotides. Lineage: Eukaryota; Metazoa; Platyhelminthes; Trematoda; Strigeidida; Schistosomatidae. The record is from the annotation of a GenBank genome assembly.